AUGCGUUCUCAAUCCAUUGCUAUCUCUUCCCUACUAUGCAGGCUGGCAUUCGCUGUGCAGCCGCUGGUGCACCUAGACUACUCAACCUACGAAGGCCUUGACCAAGGCAAUGGCGUUACACAGUGGCUAGGAGUACGAUACGCUGCAUCGCCUGUUGGAGACCUUCGAUUCCGCGCUCCUCAAGCUCCAUCAAACACUACUGGCACGCAAUCUGCCAAGGACUUUGGACCUAUUUGCCUUGGUACUGGCAGCGGAGCCCCAACAAACAAGAGCAACGAAGACUGUCUCCUGCUCAACAUCUACGCACCAACUGGAGCCACGAGCGACUCGAAAUUACCUGUGUAUUUCUUCAUCCAAGGAGGAGGCUUCAACACCAACAGCAACCCAAACAUCAAUGGUUCCGAGCUGAUCCACGCAAGUGAUCUCAAUAUCGUAACGGUUGCCGUCAAUUACCGUGUGGGCCCGUACGGGUUCCUGGCUAGCCAAGAGAUCCAGGAGGAUGGCAGUAUCAACAAUGGCCUGAAGGACCAGCGCCAGGCUUUGUACUGGGUCCAAAAAUACAUUACUGAGUUUGGUGGCGACCCAUGCCACGUAACCAUGGGAGGCGACAGCGCUGGAGCUCAAUCCGUCAAUCUACAGGUCACUGCAUAUGGAGGGCGCAAUGACAAUCUCUUCCACGCUACAGCAGCAGAAUCCCAGUCCUUCUCCGCGCUUCGUACAGUACCAGAGAACCAGUACAUGUACGACAAUCUCGUCAUUCGCACCGGGUGUGCCUCCGCUGCGGACACCCUGUCAUGCCUCCGCGACGUUUCAGCCACAGAUCUACAGAAGCAGAACUUCAACACACCAUUCCCAGGUGCCCAGAUAGCACCUCUGUACAUGUACGGCCCGACUCUAGACUUCGACUUCAUCACCGACUACACAUACAACGCAUACGCCAAUGGAGCUUUCGUCCGAGUACCUGCGCUCGCCGGUGAUGAUACAAACGAGGGCACAAUCUUUGCUCCCCGCAACGCCGGCAACAUCAGCGACAGCGAUGUCUUCAUGCAAGCGAACUUCCCGUCUUUCACACUUGCACAGCUACGCAUGUGGAAUGAACUGUACCCCGUGAACGAGACGGUACAGUACCCGAAUUCUGGUCGGUACUGGAGACAGGUGUCGAACGGAUAUGGUGAGGUUCGGUACAUCUGCCCCGGUAUCUUCAUAAGUGGCGUCUUUGCGAAUAUGAGUCUGAAUGACAACUGGAACUAUCGUUGGAAUGUGAUUGAUCCUACUGCGGAUGCUCAAGGUCUGGGUGUUACGCAUACAGUUGAGGUCAACGCUAUCUGGGGUCCGAACAACACGGGGGGCGGCGCUCCUUCCUCCUACUACUCUGGAGGCGUUAAUUAUCCCAUCGUGUCGGUUGUCCAGGGCUACUGGACCAGCUUCAUUCGCUCCUACAAUCCCAAUACUCACCGUGUGUCUGGGUCGCCCGAGUGGGAAGCGUGGACCACGGACAACGAGUAUCAGCGACUGAUGUUCCAGACCAACAACACGCAGAUGGAAGCAGUGCCAGAAGACCAGGCUGCGAGAUGCGCCUACUUCGCUAGCAUCGGUGUCAGUUUGAAGCAGUGA
Messenger RNA from Recurvomyces mirabilis, 1614 nucleotides. RefSeq lists its product as uncharacterized. The transcript is spliced from 3 exons. Bases 1 to 1614 code for a protein of 537 amino acids. The record is from RefSeq and is a predicted model, not a curated record. Lineage: Eukaryota; Fungi; Ascomycota; Dothideomycetes; Mycosphaerellales; Teratosphaeriaceae.